ACUCCGUGUCACAGUAUUUGUUCGACCCGACGAGGGGAAGAGAGUAAAAAAAACAUAAAAUAACUUUAGGGAUCUGCAAAGAAAUGGAGUUGUGGAAAAGGUCAAGUUAGAAAGAUUGCUAUCAAAUCCUGACCAUGAGCUGUGAGGAUGCAACAUAACGUUUCGGCGGUAAGGACCCUGCUAUGGCCAGCGUCGCCCCCAGUAGAAAGCCCCGAAGUCGUUCUCUGGACCAGGCCUCGCUUCACGAGUCUGGUGUUCGACUCCUCCGACUGAGGAUUUCCAGGCGGCAGCAUGAUGGCUCUCGAUCUCCUCGCACGCAGGGCGUUGGGGCUGAUACCAGUGCCUCCACCUCCUCCUCCUCCUCCUCUGCACAAGAAUCUCAUGUCCAGGAAGCCCGAGGUCUCCUGAAGCACAAUGCCUUAGCUCUGAAGAACGUGGCAAGGUCCCUCUUGGGAAGCCCAGCUGGGGGGCGUUUUUCUGCUGGAAUAGGUUCUGGAAUUGGUUCAGGAGGAGGAGGGGCUAGUGGAGGCAGUAGCGCUGGAAGUGGCGCCGGGAGCAGCGGGUUGGCUGGAAGGCUCCCAGUGCACGGAACUGGACUGACCAAAGGAGAGAGGCCCAGCCGCAGUCUGUCGACAGACCGAGAGGAAACGGCCGGAUUGUGGGUCAACAGGACUGCCCUCAUCAAUGAAGUUUGCUCAAGUCCCUACAGACGUCGCCACAGUAUGACGCCUUCCUUGGGUGCCAGUUCCUGCAGUCCGCCCCUUCGUCGCCACAAUCUGCAGCUCCUGCCAUGCCACCAGCAGUCUGCCAAUGUCACGUUGCCUCCUGACCCUCCCAAGCCCUUCUUAGUGGGAGGGAGGGUCUUUUACUUCUACUCUUCAGACGACUGGAGAGCUGCUUUCCAGAAUCAGGACAGAAGAGCAGCAGCAGCCGCAGCUGCCAAUGCACCAUCAUGUUCCUUACAUCCCAGCUGCUCUGGAGGGCAGCUGGAAUCCUCUUGCUCGACCAGCCAACGACAGCAGCCUUGGAACUUCCCAGAGCCAGAUAGGUUAGCUCCACAGUUACCAGAACAUCAGGAUGGAAUAGGAGGAUCACCUCAGAGGAGGUUUAGGUCGUGUUCUGUUGGAACGGCCUGCGAGGCCGCGACCCGUUGUUCUCUGUUGCAUCCGGGCGGCCUUAACCUGAAUUUCGAUUCCUUUGAUGAUGAUGAUGAUGAAGAUACCCCUGGGCCCAAUAUAUACCCAACAUGUUCCUAUAUGAGGCCCAGGGCGGCUUCUGAACAGUACUCUUCUCCUCUUCACAUG
This is a messenger RNA of Macrobrachium nipponense, 1304 nucleotides long. RefSeq lists its product as uncharacterized. NCBI's taxonomy places the organism in Eukaryota, Metazoa, Arthropoda, Malacostraca, Decapoda, Palaemonidae. The record is from RefSeq and is a predicted model, not a curated record.